Messenger RNA from Pestalotiopsis fici W106-1, 768 nucleotides. RefSeq lists its product as uncharacterized. Gene Ontology annotation, cellular component: Mis6-Sim4 complex. Lineage: Eukaryota; Fungi; Ascomycota; Sordariomycetes; Amphisphaeriales; Sporocadaceae. The record is from RefSeq and is a predicted model, not a curated record. The transcript is spliced from 2 exons. The coding region runs from base 1 to 768 and encodes 255 amino acids.
AUGGCACCGCCCACGAUCCUCGCGCACAAAUCCGCCUUUCUGACCGUGCAAACACUACACCUGUCGCAAAGCCUCGCACCAUCGACCGCCUGGCGGAAUCGCGCCCACAACGACCACAACAACGAUGCAGAAGGCGCCAGUAACACCAACAGUAUACCGCAGCGCGCCAUUGACGACGCCCUCUUUCGGCUAAAUCAGAACCUCCAGCAGCACGUGCGCAGGGUCUACCCGCCGCAAGCGACGCGGCAAGUUGCCGAGCAGAUUGACAGUCUGUUCCUGGGCGUCGGGGAAGACGAUGGCGGCGACGAUGCGCGGGAUGGUGACGAGGAGAGGGCUCUGGCCGAGCUGGACGAGCUGCGGGAGGGCAUUGAUUUGACGGCCGACGAAGCCAUAUGCUCCCUCCCAGCAACAUGGGACUCCCACCGACCCGAACAAGCAGAAGCCGAUCCAGCCGAUGCGCAACAAUACGAAACGCUCCAGGACCGGCUGCAAACACUGUCGGCGCAGAGGGCCGAGACAAAGGCCCGCGUCGAGCGACUGCGGCAGAUGCAGGCCCUGCUCCGACCGUUUGAGACCAAUGUGCAAGAGAAUCUCGUCACCCGCAAUGGCGAGAUUGAAAAGGAGCUAGAGCGCAUGCGCGUCCUGCUUGUGCGAGUUGCUGGCAGAAUUGGUCAGCUGCCCGAUAAAGAGAGCGACGGCGAUGAGGUCAUGGAGGACUUGGAUGUACUGGAAAGAAAAAAAGUCGAUACUCUUCUCAGUGGGCUUUGA